Molecule: messenger RNA, 429 nt
Organism: Acaulospora morrowiae
Lineage: Eukaryota; Fungi; Glomeromycota; Glomeromycetes; Diversisporales; Acaulosporaceae
Source: the annotation of a GenBank genome assembly
AUGGCUAUUGUUAAUCAUAACUUAAGUCUAUUUAUGAAUUAUGACCGUUUAAGCGAACUUGUCGACUCGCGAUACAAACGAGGUAGAGCCAGCCGUAAAGAAACUGGUUUUCGUUUGUUCACCGAAGUUUUCGAAGAUAGAUAUACUUCAGUAUUGAUUAAUCAAAAUAUGCAACGUCAAAAUCCUAACAUUAUCAGAAAAGCAUCUGAGAUUCGUUGGCGUAACAUGGCACAAACAGAACGUCGACUAUAUAAUGCAUACGCUGAAAAUUUGAAUGCUGAAAAUUUGAAAAGAAAGUUCAGACCUUCGAAUUUUUCGGCUGGUAUGGAUUUAUUCGUUCAAACCCUAUUCAAUGGGGAAGCACCUAAAAUUCCAGAUGAUCGACCAGGAUUAAAAAAAGAGAUCAAUUUGGAACAAUAUUUUUUAUAA